Molecule: messenger RNA, 1552 nt
Organism: Arabidopsis lyrata subsp. lyrata
Lineage: Eukaryota; Viridiplantae; Streptophyta; Magnoliopsida; Brassicales; Brassicaceae
Product: transcription termination factor MTERF15, mitochondrial
Biological process (GO): chloroplast organization; regulation of DNA-templated transcription
Cellular component (GO): chloroplast
Molecular function (GO): double-stranded DNA binding
Source: RefSeq, a predicted model, not a curated record
CACACUCUGCGUUGUCUUUGUAAUGUAUUCUCUGAUUCUCCAUGGAAGAAAGUUGGUCCAGUUUCAGAAAUGGCGUCACUUGAGGGUUUCGGUGAAUCUUUAUCAAGAUGGAUCUGCUUUUUCCAAUUCCUUCUCCUCCGCUGCUAGUGCUUCUGAUGUGAGUCCUAGAGUUGGUCGAAAAGGAAACAACUUUACAGUCUCUUACCUCGUUGAUUCAUUGGGUUUACCUAACAAGCUCGCAGAAUCUAUUUCAAGGAAAGUCAGCUUCGAGGACAAGGGCAAUCCUGAUUCUGUUCUGAGUCUUUUGAGAAGUCAUGGGUUCACAGAUUCUCAGAUCUCAAGCAUCAUUACGGAUUAUCCAGUAUUGCUUAUAGCUGAUGCUGACAAAUCACUUGGUCCCAAGCUUCAGUUUUUGCAGUCCAGAGGAGCUUCAAGCUCUGAGCUCACUGAGAUUGUUUCUGCAGUUCCGAAAAUCUUGGGAAAGAAAGAGGGAAAAUCUAUCAGCGCAUACUAUGAUUUCGUCAAAGUCAUUAUAGAAGCAGAUAAGAGUUCCAAUAUGGGAAGGAUAUGUCAUUCUUUGCCAGAGGGUAGUAAGCAGGAGAAUAAAAUUAGAAAUGUUUUGGUUUUGAGAGAAUUGGGGGUACCUCAGAGGGUUUUAUUCUCAUUGCUUCUAUCCGAUGGCAGACAUGUUUGUGGAAAAGAAAAAUUUAAAGAAUCACUCAAGAAGGUAGUUAAGAUUGGUUUUGAUCCAACCACCUCAAUGUUUGUCGAAGCUCUCAAGGUUCUUUACACAUUGAGCGACAAAGGAAUUGAAAGUAAAUUCAAUGCCUUUAAAAGGUUAGGCUUGGCUGUGGGCGAUGUAUGGGCAAUGUUCAAGAAUUGGCCAAACAUUCUACAGUCUGAGAAGAAGAUAGAGAACUCCAUUGAAACAUUUCUAGGUCUAGGAUUCAGCAGAGAUGAGUUUUUGAUGAUGGUCAAGCGGUUUCCUCAGUGCAUUGGAUAUUCGACAGAGUAUUUGGUGAAGGAGAUGAAUUGGCCACUUAAGGCUGUGGCUUCAAUCCCUCAGGUACUUGGAUACAGCCUAGAGAAGAGGACUGUCCCAAGGUGUAAUGUAAUCAAAGUUCUCAUCUCAAAAGGAUUGUUCGGAAGUGAACUCCCUCCAAUAUCAUCUGUUUUGACAAGUCCUAGGGAGAAGUUUUUAAAUUGUUAUGUUAGGAAACAUGAUGACAAGCAGCUUGUUGCUGAGUUGUUGGUUAUCUUCACUGGAGAUAGUGUUUCACUCACCGAUCAGAAGACACGCCUAGAACAAUGAGCAAUGUUAAGGAUUGUUUUUUGCUUUCUUUUAGGUUUAGUAGAUUCAUUAGUGAAUCUUGAUGCUUGACUGUGGGAAGUAGAGAAUAGCUUUUGUGUACGAGUGUCUGAAACCCAUUUAGACUUUUGUAAUCUUAAGUUGACCCGGAUCCAACCCUUUUCCUUCUAUUAUGGUAUCCGUUUGGGACAAUAACGAAUUGUAAAUUUGAAUCUCUUUGUUUUUGGAGUCCUUUUAACUCUU